CAUGCAAGCGAUCGGAGUGGCGACACCAUAAGCUCCUGGAAUAUAAGCGCAAGCCGCAAGAGGUUAUUUACCGCUCAGCGUGUAUGUAACAGCAUCGAGUGUAUAAGCGUAUCUCGAGUGCCCCUAAAUGAAACCGAUACGGUUGCCCCUGGAUCAGCUAUCCAGGAGCCCUCAAUUAGGGUAUGGAGCUGCAAUGAUAUUUAUAAAUUUAUUUAUAAUAAUUAA
Blumeria graminis f. sp. triticale is the source of this 225-nucleotide messenger RNA. NCBI's taxonomy places the organism in Eukaryota, Fungi, Ascomycota, Leotiomycetes, Helotiales, Erysiphaceae. The record is from the annotation of a GenBank genome assembly.